Molecule: messenger RNA, 5276 nt
Organism: Larimichthys crocea (large yellow croaker)
Lineage: Eukaryota; Metazoa; Chordata; Actinopteri; Sciaenidae
Gene: sh3gl3a
Product: SH3-domain GRB2-like 3a
Exons: 12
Coding region: 378-1433 (351 amino acids)
Biological process (GO): synaptic vesicle uncoating; endocytosis
Cellular component (GO): presynapse; cytoplasm; glutamatergic synapse
Molecular function (GO): protein binding
Source: RefSeq, a predicted model, not a curated record
UUGCUUCCUGCCAGCUUGACCCUGCUCAGGUCCUGCUGCAGUCUGGAGCGCUGCUGACUGAUGACUGCAUCGCUGUGGAGUCUCCUGUCUGUCUGUCUGUCUGUCUGUCUGUCGGAGCUUUUCACACUUUUCUUCGGUCUUUCACGGAGCGUUUGUUCGGGAGCUGAAGCGUCACACGGGUUCGUCCAAGAUGUCUGUGGCCGGGCUGAAGAAACAGUUCCACAAAGCCAGUCAGAAAAAUGGCAGUUCAACAUGGCGGGCUCCAUGGAAGAGGACCUGCUCUCGCUGUAGAUGUUGAGGGCUCGUUUGAAUCUUGUGUUUAGCUCCUCAGUGAAAAGAUCAGCGGGGUGGAGGGGACGAAGCUGGAUGAAGACUUCAUGGAGAUGGAGAGGAAAAUUGAGGUGACCAACAAGUCGGUGUUUGACCUCUUGUCCAAAACGACAGAAUACCUCCAGCCUAACCCAGCCUCUCGAGCCAAACUGAACAUGCUGAACACGGUGUCUAAGAUCCGAGGCCAGGUGAAGACCACAGGUUACCCUCAGACUGAAGGCCUGCUGGGAGACUGCAUGCUGCGCUACGGCCACGAGCUGGGAGAGGACUCUGUCUUUGGCUGCGCUCUGGUGGAUAUGGGUGAGGCCAUGAGGCAAAUGGCAGACGUGAAGGACUCCCUGGACAUAAAUGUCAAACAAAACUUUAUUGACCCCCUGCAGAAUCUACAGGACAAGGACCUCAAGGAGAUCACGCACCACCUGAAGAAACUGGAGGGCCGCCGGUUGGACUUCGACUAUAAGAAGAAGCGUCAGGGGAAGAUUCCAGACGAGGAGAUUCGGCAGGCUGUGGAGAAGUUUGAGGAGAGCAAGGACCUCGCUGAGAGAAGCAUGUUCAACUUCCUGGAGAAUGAUGUGGAGCAGGUGAGCCAGCUGUCGGCACUGAUCGAGGCGGCUGUCGAGUACCACCGGCAAUCAUGUGAAAUCCUGGAGGAGCUCAGUGUGAAGCUGCAGAACACGAUAUCUGCAGCCAGCAGUCGGCCCAAGAGAGAGUUCAAAUCAAAGUCCAUUCAGAGCAGCAUCGACACUCUGGACAACAGUCAGCACAACGGCCUGUCCUACAGCUCCUCUAUCAAAUCCACAGAUAUUCAGAUCAACCACACAGUCAAUGGGAAAACCGAUCAUAUAACCUCUGUUCCACUGUCAUGGCCUGAGAGCCCAACGACCAAUGGCAAUAUUGACCAGUCAGAGGUGUUGGACCAGCCGUGCUGUCGCUCACUUUACGACUUUGAGCCGGAGAACGAGGGCGAGCUGGGCUUCAAGGAGGGCGACAUCAUCAUCCUCACCAACCAGAUAGACGAGAACUGGUACGAGGGUAUGAUCAACGGCGAGUCCGGCUUCUUCCCCAUCAACUACGUGGAGGUCAUCGUCCCCCUGCCUCAGUGAAGACCGGCACCUCAAGUCUCUCUGUGGGCUCCCUCCUGCCUCGUCACACACUCACACUCUCUCCGUCCUCAGCUCGACUCAGGACUGAAAAUACUACAGGACCAGCUCGACCCGAAGCUGGAGAAAAAAUAUCUGUCUUUUUUCAAAGCGAGCCUGAGAGGUAGUAGUUUUGUCCUUAGCCAACUUAAGAGUCGCUGAUUAGUUUGUUUUCUCCGUUGAUAUUUAUGAAACUGAAACCAACUGAAACCCAAAGCAUUAAGUGGGACGCUCUUCCUGGUUGGUCAGACUGAGUUAAAAACAUCAAACUCCGUGAUCCAUCCCGUCAGCCUGUCUGACCCAAAUUCCUCUUGAAUUGUUUUUGCCCCAUUAGCACAAACUGAGGACAUUAAUGACUGCACUGUUUGUCACUACAAACACACUGUAUGCUUUUAAUUACAUUACAGUCACAAUAAGAACAUGAUAUACAUUUCAAGAUGCAUAUAGUUAGCCCAAAAAUGAAAGAUGCUUUGUAUUUAUGUACAGAUCCCCGCAGAGUGAUUCGACCUCUUGCAUACGAGCUAGUUAGGGCGCUAACAUAAUGCAAAGCACAAAUGUAGUCAUGCAGAGGAUGAAAGGAAAAAACAACGGGGAUGAUUGGACUUAAAUGAAAUACAAUUGAAAUUUACGGUGACCCCUUUUAACUUACUAACUAAUUGCAUGUUGAAAAAGCCUCCACAUUUUAUCAUCUGCCCAAGAAGAUUUCAAUAUGGCCGCCGCUGUCCUACACUCCACUGAUGUUUUGUAUUUUAAAAAGAAUCUUAUGUUCAGUUUGAGGCCUUCAAGUGAAGUAUUGCCAAAGUUCAAGAAUCAUUUUUACAGCUCUUCUUCUUGUUUUCUUCGUCUUGGUCGUCAUUUCUGUCAGUAAUUAUCACAGUGUACUUAUCAAGUUAUUGCUCAUAUUGGGAGCAUGGCGGUCAUGGCUAUAAAUACCAGCAACAGACAACUAAUGUUGCUCUUAGCGAUGAACCCACAGCGUCACCUGCACGUCAGCUCAGCUCAGUUCAGAGAGUCAAAAAACAGUUUUUAUUUUAUUUGGAUCAACUGUCGCCUCGAUACAACCUGUGAUCGUCUGACUGCUCGUGUUGCAGUAAUAUUGCCACAUCCCCAGAUUUCUGCAUCACUUUUGUGAGUACAAUGUUAUCAUAACUGACAGAAAUGAUCACCGACAUUAUGAAAAUAACACCCAAGUUUAAAGAAUUAUCCUUUAAAAUGUGAAGUCAAACACUGAUCCCUGUGGACUUUAGCUCGGCGGCUCUCGUCCUUUCAGCACAAACAUUCCUUUUUUAAAAUUUUAUACAUGCUUUUAUUUAGUGAACAUUUCCAGCCACUGUUCUUGAACACCCAGCUCACAGAGUUUGAAAGCCUCACAUUCACGCUGGGAUCAUGGCGGACCGUACAUGAUGUGUGUUUUGUGUUGUAACUCUGCACCUUUGUGUUGGCGUCCUUCCUCCUCCCCACACUGCCUCUGCCUGUCUGCCUGCUGUGCUCUUAAGUGUUUCCCAGAACACGUCGUUAGGACUGCAAGGAACUGAAGUGAACUGUCUCUCUGAAUGUCCCUCUCUCUGUUUACAUGCUCUGACCUGUGACUUAAUGUAAGGACUCUGCUCUGCGCUCUGUCUCAUAGGGAUGAAUACAUUGUCACACUGAAAGUGCUUUUUGAAAUGUCGUCUGUAUUGCACUGAAGCUUUAGACACUACCUACCACUUCUUUUAAUGGAUGUGCACCUUUUUGUUCCAUUUUGUUUAAUUCACCUCAUCUAAUCAUGUAUCAGAUAUGUAAGUCAAAAUGGUAGAUAUUUAGAUUUAUAUAAUCACAGAUGGUCUUCGUCCUGUACUAUAACCAAUCCACCAUCUUAAUUAUGUCAGCGUAGAUUGGGAAAAUGCUUGUAUCACAUCUUAAUCAGAUGUAGCCAGAGUCUGUAGUAGAUGAUCCCGUUACCUUGUGAAACUCAUUUAUUAGCUUGUGAUAGGCUGUAGGAUAAGUCCAGGCCUGCAGUCACCAUGUGGCUCUGCUUCAGACGUGUUCUUUAUGAAGUCCCAUCACAGUGGGAGUUGGUAGCCUGAUAACCAGCAGUUGUCUCUCCUCACAGCUGUGGAGUAUUCAGUUAAACGUCACCGGACGGGAGAGCGCACCGUAAAUUCUCGAAUAGAUUAUUAUUUAUUUAUCUCAGCUUCAGAGAAAACCAGACCUUAACUUGAAACGUUAACUUUAACUGUCCUGUUUGAUUUGAUUUGAGUGAGAAGACUUCCUGUCUUCUAAUCUAAUCACAGCUUGCUCUUUGUUUAACAGUAGUCUGGAUGACCUGUCAGGAUUGUCUACUUUUCCACCUGCACAGCAACAGCAACAUGUCACACUCAACACUCUGCUGCUCUGUUUCUCUGCUUUCAUUUCUCAUGAACAAAGUUAAACUACGUUAACAUCAGCCUGUAGGAUCAUUACAAAGAAAUGAUUUAAAGAAACAAGUGAAAUGUGAACACAGAAAAGAUAUCUGCUCUUCUCGAGGGGCUUUUACUUUGAAACAUUUGCAGGAAGUGUUAAAGUUCCAGUGUGUAGGAUUUAGUGGCACCCAGCAGUAAAGUCGCAGAUUGCAACCCCGUGAAUACUCUCCCAUGUCUCACCCUCUCCUUCCAAGCAUGUAGGAGAAACUCUGGCUGCCAAAGCCAUAUCAGGUAAUAAAAGCCAUAUCUAGAUCAGCUGUAGUUUGUCUGCACUGAGCUACUGUACAAACAUGGUAGUUCAACAUGGCGGACUCUAAUGAAUAUUAUAUUUAAUUUCUGCAAAGAAAUACUCUCAAAUCUUACACACUGGACCUCUACAUUUCAUUGAUAGUAACUUGGUUAAAAGAAAUCCAUUAAUUUGGACUAAUUAGUGAAUGAAAACAGUGUUUGUGUUAAGAAGAUAAAGUGACUUUGAUGUUGGACUGAUGGAUGUGGAAACGUGACGAGACAUCAGCCCAUCACUAGCCUUUAUUUAUUCACUGAAAUGAUUUGAUUUAGUUUGAGAAUUUUCAGCACAAUAUUCUCAUGAGCAUUCCCGCCACACGUGUGAGCAUUUCCUUCUUUUUUCCACAGAGAGUCACAUGACAUUAACUCCAGACCUAAACAAAGUUUGGCUGUUUGUCCUGACUCCUACUCGACAGACAUUCUUAAUCUACAUAAUGUCACUUUUAUCGGACGUGGACCAACUCUACUUUAUAUACAACAGCGAGAACAUAAAGAACGUGUAUUGGAUAAUUACUGUUAGCUUGUAAUUGCUUAAAUGUUGGAGAUGUUGCAUGAUGAUUUUAGGUUUUUUUUAAACAUUGUUAUUUUAGAUUUUGAAUACUGGGGAGCUGUUAGCAUCAGGUGCUAUCUGCAAAACAGGAAUGUCCAUGAGAAGGUUUAUUCGUGCCGUCAGUCUUCAGAAAAGAUCCGAAAAACAUCUGAUGCAGUUAUCAUGAAACAAGUGGAAGCAGCCAUACAAAGUGUCCAUGUCCAAAGUGUUUGUUUACAUAUUUAAGACUGAUGAACCUCUUUUAAAUGAUUAUGUUUUUGCCAUUAGCCCCGCCGUAUGAAUGACUGACUCUUUGAUACACUAAAACAAGAUCUCUCUCUCAACACUGUACCUCUGUUUGCCUUUGCGCUCCACAAAAGUCUCUUCUCAGUGUCACAUUUUAAAAACCAACUUCUCGACAGAGGAAACUGGCUGCGCAGUUCUGUGUUUUAUUUUUUCAGUAGCAUAAUUUAUGCAAAAGGUGUUUUAUAGAUGUUGUAAAUGAAUAUAUGAAUAAAUAUAUUGCAUAAAUAAAUGACAAGCAAAUAUGGA